UGAUGAAGUGCGUGAUCGGGGAUUUACAAUGAUCCUGGAUAUGAGAGGGACCAAGUGGGAGACAGUCAAGCCUAUCCUCAAAGCCUUGCAGGAAUGUUUUCCUGGAAAUAUUAACAUGGCCUUCAUAAUUAAACCUGAGAAAUUCUGGGAAAAGCAGAGGACAAGCCUUGGUAGUUCCAAAUAUAACUUUGAGACCAACAUGAUAUCAUUAGAUAGUCUGAACAGAGCUAUAGAACCUUGCCAGCUGACCAGGGAGUUUGAUGGCACACUAGAAUAUGAUCAUGAGCAGUGGAUUCAGCUGCGUCUGAUGUUGGAGGAAUUUAUUUGGAAAGCUUUAGACUUGCUGGACAAGCUGGAUGAGCUUGGGGAGAUCCUCACCAACCCAGAGUUGCCUGAUGAUUUGAAUGGAGCACAGAUGGUGCUGGAGGAGCACAACCAGCUGAAGAAAAGAGUCACGAUGGCCCCAGUGGAGCAGCUGGCCAUGGAAGGGCAUCAGAUUUUACAGAGGAUCACUGGGGAGUAUGUUGGGUCUAGUGGCAGAAAGUAUGUCAUAUCUGGCAAUGCUGAUUUCCAGUCUGCUGUUCCCCAAAUCUCCCAGCUUCUGGACAAUCUUCAGUCUACCAAGCAGCACCUCAACCAGCUGUGGACUGUCAAGAAAAUGAGGCUUGAGCAGUGUUUGCAGCUGAGAAUAUUUGAGGAGGAUGUAGAGAAGAUGUUUGAGUGGAUCAGUCACAACCGAGACCUUUUUCUAGUCAACUAUACAGAGAUUGGAACCUGUCACCAGAUGGCAGUGGAGCUUGAAUCAGAGCAUUGCCAGUUUGCCACAAGUGCAGAGAAUGUGUAUGUGAAUAUCACAAGGAUUCUAGGCAUGGCCCAGCGCAUGUGUGACUCCGGCCAUUAUGCCUCCAACACCAUCAGAAUGGAAGGUGGCAAGCUGGAGAGGGAAUGGAAGAGCCUGGCUGCUGCACUUGAAGAUAGGAGCACUGUGCUGCGCAUGUCAGUUGUCUUUCAUAAAAAAGCUGAACAAUACCUGGCCCAAGUUAUUGUGUGGCAGAACACGUGCGAGAACCUGAAGAUACCCUCUGGUAUAGAAGACCUGGAGGAGGCUCUGCAGCAGCACCAGAAUCUCAUUGAAACAAUCAGCCAGACGUAUGCAGAGGCUAACCCGGUCAACAAAUGCCCGCAGAAGUCGGACACUCUGCAAACACCGGUGACCUCCAGCAGUGCCAACUCAAUCACCGCCAAGGCAGACUAUUCUGAAGCAGCAGGCCAUGUGCUGGAUGUAGUUCAUGAG
This is a messenger RNA of Candidula unifasciata, 1294 nucleotides long. NCBI's taxonomy places the organism in Eukaryota, Metazoa, Mollusca, Gastropoda, Stylommatophora, Geomitridae. The record is from the annotation of a GenBank genome assembly.